Bombina bombina (fire-bellied toad) is the source of this 4071-nucleotide messenger RNA. RefSeq names its product zinc finger protein 512B (gene ZNF512B). Bases 176 to 2230 code for a protein of 684 amino acids. The transcript is spliced from 17 exons. The record is from RefSeq and is a predicted model, not a curated record. Gene Ontology annotation, molecular function: zinc ion binding. Lineage: Eukaryota; Metazoa; Chordata; Amphibia; Anura; Bombinatoridae.
CGAAAGCCAGUUACCGGGACCGCCACCUCAGCUAUGGGAGAACGUAACCCUGACUUAUGACACCGCCCCUUCCGUUAACCCGAGGGCUAACCUGUACUUCUCACCUACAUUCAGCACCUACCUGAGGAGGACAGCACCUAUCCGUCUCCUUACUCACUCAUAUUUUUCUGCAGACAUGGCGGAUUCACCCUGCCCUGGUUCCAGGAGAAGGUUUCCUAGAACAAACACAGCUCCACUUUGUCAUCCAGAGUCUAGGACUUGUCCAAUCAACAACCCACCCAAUUCUGCUUCUUCUAACAAGGUAGCAGUUCUAAGAAGACAUGCAAAGGGGGACAACCGUGAGCUGCGGGAGAUCCCGACAUCUCUGCUUAAGCAGUGGAAGGAGAAGUUUAAGACCCUGUCCCGUGUCAUGUGUCCGUGUUCUGGAUGCUGGCUGGAGUUUCCUAAUGUGUAUGGCCUAAAAUAUCAUUACCAGCGCUGCCAGGGGGCAGCCUUGUCUUCUCGUCUCCUAUUCUCCUGUCCUAGCUGUGAUGCUACAUUUGCCUCAAAGUCCCAGAUGGAGAAGCAUCUAGUUUGGAAUCAUUCAAACGGUGGAAAGAGCAGAGAGAGGAACUCUUCAUAUCCCACAUCCUCUUGUGAUGGACACAAAAGAGUUGCAGAGAGUCCCCCAUCUUCAAAGAAACACCCCAAGCAAGCCAAGUUGGGAAAGCCAACAGAGAAUGGAGAGUGCCCACCUAACAAACUCAAUAUCAAGCAUAGGGAGCUAUGUCUAUCUGAUGAGGAUCCAGAACGUAUGCGGCACAGAAGGAAACAAAAAACUCCAAAGAAGUUCACUGGGGAGCAGCCGUCCAUCACUGGAACCUUUGGGCUAAAAGGCCUUGGGAAAGCAGAGGAUAGAUCUCGAGGAAGAAGGGUGAGGAUCAUAGUGGGAAGAAUAGAGAAAGCAAAGAAGAGAUCCACGAGCACACUAUUCAGCAGAAAGGUGCACACAACAGCAUCUCUAGGUAGUGUGGAAGAUAGAUUUCAUCAUCAGAUCAGUAAGAAAGGGGAGGCAGUGUGUCCUAACUGUGCUUCCGUCACACGUAAAACCAUGGCCGGCUUGAGGAAACACAUGGAAGUUUGUGAGCAGCUGCAGGAAGCACUGAGAUGCAAACAUUGCCGAAAGCAGUUUAAAUCCAAGGCUGGUCUUAAUUAUCACACCAUGGCCGAACAUGUCAAUAAGUUACCUAGUCUCAUGGAGGCCCCGCUAGAUGAACAAAAGGAGCGAGAGCGCCUACGCAGAGUCCUGAAACAGAUGGGAAAACUGCGUUGCCCUAGAGAGGAUUGCUCAGCCUCCUUUACAAGCCUGAUGGGAUACCAGUAUCAUACCCAGCGGUGCGGAAAACAACCAUGUGAGGCAAAAAAUUUACAUUUCACGUGCCCCCAUUGCAGCAAGGAGUAUCAGUCCAAGGCUGGCAGAGAUUACCAUGUGCGCUCAGAGCAUAGUGUGGGUCCCAAAGAAUCACCCCCAGAAAUACAGGAGGUGGAACCAGAGGAGUUUGAGCGCACACCAAGUGGGAGGGUCAGACGCCAAUCAGCACAAGUUGCAGUCUUUCACCUGCAGGAGAUUGCAGAAGAUGAGUUGGUCAAAGAAGGGGGCAAGAGAAAGAUGAAGGCAGAUCUGGUGCCAGACAGCAAAAGGCUAAAUUACCUGCGACCUGGGCUGCCAACCUUUAAUCCCCAGUUGUUGGAUAUCUGGAAAACACAUGUGAGGGAGAAUGGCUUUAUCUGUUGCCCCAAUAACUGCUGCGAAGCCAUUUACUCCAGUGUGUCUGGACUGAAGGCUCAUCUAGCAAACUGCAAUAAGGGAAAUCACUCAGUGGGGAAGUAUCGCUGCCUUCUGUGUAAGAAGGAAUUCAGCUCAGAAAGCGGAGUGAAGUAUCACAUCAUGAAGACUCACUCACAGAACUGGUUCCGAGUGGCUUUGGGCCCUUCAUCUCCUAAAAGAAAAAUUCCACAAAACAACCCCAGGGAAGAAAGUAAGACAGGAGCAACAGGAAAGAAACGGGGCAGAAAACCUAAGGAGAGGCCACCUGCAGCCACAAUAACCCCUGCUACUCCACUUGUGAAGGAACCACCUCCAGAUCUGAAGACGUACUCUAAAACAACAGCCCUGGAGGGGGUGCAAACAAUUAGCCCAGAGCCCAAGGGGACAGCAAGGAAGACCACCCUCUCCAGGAGAGCAAAAUAACAGUAAUAAGGAUAAUGCACUGACAGUUAGAGCCUCAGCUUCCCCUCCUGGAAUUUGCACUACUUAGACAUUGUCCAUUUUAUACAUUAAUAGGACAUUAUAAAAUCAUCCAUUACCGCAUCAGAAAACAUAUAUAAUGCUGCACAAAUACAAGCAGCCAAAGAUAAUGCAAAGUCAACACAAAGCCGCACAAAUAUAAGUGUAACAUAUCAGUAGUUGAAUCUCCAGAUGCACCUUAUAACCCAUAUACCAGGCCUCAGAAUGAGGUGGGGGCCGUCUUUACUGUGCAUCCAAAUAAACCUAAAUAGCCGUCCUGCUUUAGCAAGGAGAAUGCAAGAGGGGAGAAAAUGGCGAAACAACACUGUAUAGUAUUAGUCUACAUAGAUUAUAUAUCAGAGAACUGGCUUCACCUAAAGGUACAUAGUAUAAUUAUAUAAUAAAGAACUCACUGUAUGGUAAAAAAUGCACAAAGCACAUUAUACCCUGCACUAUGUGUGUGCACAUCCCAUACCUUGGCACCAAACCUUACAGCUAUCCAUAAUAAGCAAAGCCCCUAAAAACGGUUAACACCCUUCUUUCCUGUGUGUUCAAACUGUACACUGCUUCCAUUGGGAUUAGUACAAGUAAGGGAAUGAACUACUGUUUGAGAAAAAGCUACUGUUUGAUAAAGACAUCGUAGUAACAGGUUGACUACAUUAGACUUUAUAAAAGAGCUUGCUUACAUAAAACAUAUAUGAGCUAAAUUUAGCGAUAAGAACACUUCCUAAUUAUAACCAGCAAUAAUAUUGCAAAUGUGUAAAGAAAGAUUAAGCAUUGACAUCAGUAGGUUUUGUAACUAUAGUAACAAAAUCAUAGAACCUUAUUUUGGUACUAUGAUAGUUAUAAGCUAUGAGCUUAAUGAGGUUUAUAUAUAUAGAUAUAUAUGAAUAGAGCAGUACAACACCGCAAAGCAUUGAGUAAUAACCUUCAAAUUACUUACAAAUGUAAACAAUGGAGUUAAACAAUAGUGGGCUUGAUCACAAGUGGUGCGCUAUUUAGCGCUUUUGCUCGUGGGCAAACACCACUGGAAGUAAAUGUUAAACACAGGUGGGUUAGCACGUGUAUUACAAGUUGAAAGUAAAAUGUCUGCAUGUGAACAAAAUCCCAAUGUACGCUAACUUCAGGACUUCAAAUAUCGUAACCAUGCUAACUUUUAAAAAACAAACAAACCUAACACAUCACUUGCGAGCUAACCCGACACUGCGUUAGACCUACAGUGCUAAACCCGAAGGUAGUUAUGAAUUAUUUUUAUAUAUAUAUAUAUUUCGCUCUCUCUCUCUUUAUAUAUAUAUAUAUAUAUAUAUAUAUAUGAUUAUUUAAAAAAAUAUCUAUACAUAUAUAUCUAUAUGAAGAUAUACAGGCAUAUAUAGGAAUAUAUAUUUAAACAUACAAAGAAAAUUGGAAUGUUAAAUAUUUACAGUAAAUACACAGUAAAAAAACAUUAUAAAAUAUUAAAAUUGAAUAAAAAUAUUUUUUCAUGUUUUAAGGUAUUUGAGCGCAAAUGGAUCCAAAGUGUAUAUCUGUCUGUAUAUGUGUAUAUAUGUAUAUACUAUAUACACAUAUAUGAACAUAUACACACGGGGUGGAAAACUAUCACUGUGGUUUACAAAUCAGCGGUUAAAAGCUACUAGCCCAGAGGGAAAAAGUUAGUAGUCCACUCAAUGUUAAAGAUAGGUAAAAAUCAAAUUUCUAAGUCGCCCACUACAAUUUCUAAGUCAUAUGGGACCACUGAAAAUGUCAAGCCCUGUGUGUGUGUAUAUAUAUAUAUAUAUAUAUAUAUAUAUAUAUAUAUAUAUAUAUAU